Molecule: messenger RNA, 2190 nt
Organism: Eurytemora carolleeae
Lineage: Eukaryota; Metazoa; Arthropoda; Copepoda; Calanoida; Temoridae
Product: metallophosphoesterase domain-containing protein 1
Exons: 10
Coding region: 28-867 (279 amino acids)
Molecular function (GO): hydrolase activity
Source: RefSeq, a predicted model, not a curated record
AGGGCGUGGAAGAAAACUGCAAAUGUUAUGAGACUAAAUGUGAAGUCUCCAUCUACUCCUGUUGCCGAAAAUAAGGUUAGAUUUGUUUGUAUGUCGGAUACUCACUCUCUGACGUCACAUAUUAAACAGAGUAUACCGGAUGGAGAUGUGUUUAUCCAUGCUGGGGAUUUCACACGCUGUGGCUCAGUUUCUGAGGUCAGGGAUUUCAACGCCUGGAUAUCUAAGCUGCCACAUAAACACAAGAUUGUUAUCGCCGGGAAUCACGAGCUAAGCUUUGACAAUUCAUUUCAAGGGUUGAAUAUGGAAACCACAAACUGUAGAUCCGAACAUCUUGGAAACUCUCCGCUACAUAUAUCACAGAAAAUGUUGUAUACCCCCACCUCAGCUUCGGCAGAAGAUAAGGAACCUGUUAACAGUACAGCAACAGAGAUGCAGAAAGAAUUGACGGAGUGUACAUAUCUAGAGGAUAGCGGCAUCGUACUCUACGGACUUAAUAUCUACGGUACGCCCUGGCAGCCUGAGUUUGGGAACUGGGCCUUUAACUUAGUACGUGGAGAACAAUGUUUACAGAAAUGGAAUCAGAUCCCUGAAAACACAGAUAUCUUGAUAACACACUCUCCUCCAGUUGGGUUCGGAGACCUGUGCAGUACGGGUAUACGAGCUGGUUGUGUAGAUUUGUUAAACACGGUUCAACUUAGGGUUAAACCUAAAUAUCAUGUAUACGGGCACAUACAUGAAGGAUAUGGGAUUCGAUCUGACGGCCAGGUCGUGUACGUGAAUGCCUCCACAUGUGAUAUCAACUAUAUUCCUUGCAAUCCUCCGAUUGUCUUCGAUAUAAACCUUCCAGCUGGCCAAACCAAAUCAUAAAGUACUGUUUUCAAUAUUUUUAGUUUUUAUCAAUAAUUAGGACAGGGGUGUAUAUUUUCUACUUUUGUAUCCGAAGAUAAUUUGAGAGUUUUCGCGAAAAUUUAAAAACAAAAUUCAUACUUAUUCCAAAAAUCACUUGAAAAUUCUGGAAAAUAAAUGCCCCUUUUUAUAUUUACUUUAUUUACGGAUGCCUUUAAACAUAUUGUUCUGGACUGAUCGGUGACCACUCUAUUUCCUAUAUUGUUCUAGACUGAUCAGUGAUCACUCGUAUUUCAUAUAUUGUUCUAGACUGAUCAGUGAGACUGAUCGGUGACCACUCUAUAUAUUGUUCUAGACUUAUUAGGGACCACUCUAUUUUAUAUAUUGUGGCUGCCUAAUGCGAGCUUAAUUUGAAAUGUUACAUUCAUUCAAUUUCAAUUUAAUUUAAAAUAUUCUCUUUGUAUUCUCGUCUUCCCCGAAUUUAAAUGUUAAUUUUCUUCUAAUACUCGACAAUUGCAAAGAACCAGGAAUUAAUGGCGGACCCAAUAAGCCGGUUAUAGCUGACACAAAAGACAUUCCAAAAUAAAAUCUAUUCCGCCACUUUCAAGCCAACAUUGUAAAUACUGUUCUCUUAAUGUUCAGAGUGAAAUCGAGAAUUAGACCUUGGAUUAUCAACAUAUUUAGUUAAAGUCAUUAACGAUUUACAAGUUAAGCUUCUAUUAAUUUCAUUUUUUUGGAACCAAAUAGAAAUGCCGUAAAAAUCCACGAGUCUUUAAUCCAAAAUAGGUUUUGUUGUUAAAAGUAUGAUUGAGAAUCGUGUAUGGUAUUUUUGAAUGUAAAGAGUUCCGGAAAAUUUUGUUGAAAGGCCCUUUAAGGUCCAAGGAUUAGUUUUUAAAAUCUUUAUGCUCGUCUGUAAGUUUUGGUUCCCCAUUAAAUUAAAUACAAUUAGUUGUUUUUACAAUCCAAUCCCUUUAAACUGAUCAAGUACAAUAGUAUUUUAAUCAAUAUUUUCAGUAGGACAUCUUCUUUAAAAUCCUUCCUUCUCUUUCCCUCUCCAAUGGUUUGUGGAGGUCACUAAAUGUUUUGUCAUAAAAUGAUAAAAUUAAAUGAUUUCUAUAAUAGGGGAUUACAAGGGAAGGGGGAGAGGACUUUAAUGAAUAUAAACCACUGAUAGUUUUGUAAAAUAAACUGGAUUAUUAUACACUGGAAUUGAAAUUACUGCAUUUUCUCACAUAAAAAAAUACACUGAUCUCUGCAACAUGCCUCAAUAUAAUUGUAAAAUUUUUAUGUUUUUAUUUUUUUGUGAAAAUUUUGAAUUAAAGAGAAAUAAAGGUACAUCUUAAA